AUGGCUGCGUUCGGUAUCUCAUUUCCUAAACUUACUUUAUGUCGAACACCAACAUCGAAAGCUGAUAAUAAUACUGUUUCAACGAUAACAACAGCAACACCAACAACAUCAGCGCCAACAACACCAACAACUAGUGCUCGAACUCUUUCUCUUACAAUUAAAAACAUACCAAGUCAAUCCCUUCAUUAUGAUAUUUCAACAACAACGAUAAAGAAAAAACCAACAUCAUUUGCUACAAUUCUUGCUAUUGAUGGUGAAACUAAACAAUUACCUAAAACUUUAUCUGUUUUCAAUGAACUUCAACUUGAUGAUGAUAAAAAGUCUGGAAAUAUUGAUGAAAAUAGAAGACGAGAAGAAAAUGCAAGUGAUAUUAUUGUUUCCUCAUCAUUAUCUCCGUUGGGUACUAUUGAUUAUCGUUCUGAUAUUCGAUUUCUUGCUAAUAUUGAUGGAAAAAAAUUAUUACAUGAUUCUAAAGAUAAAGAAAAAAAUUUAAUACAAGAACAACGAUCAAAUCACACUUUUACACCACCAACAUCAAGUUUAAGUAAUGAAUCAUCAUCAUCGUUAAAUGAUUUACAUUUAACACCAUCAUCAUCAAUAUCAGUUGAUUUACCUCAACUUAAAUAUGCUAUUGAAAAUUUUCUUGACGAUGAUGAUGAUCCAGUUUAUCAAAUAGCUGAAGAAUUUUCAUCUGCUUGUUCUCUUUAUUAUCAAGAUUACAAUGGAAAUGCUCAUAAUUCAAAUAAAACAACAUCGGAUUUAAAACAUCAUCAAAACGAUAAAAUUGAUAAUAUAGAAUUUAAUCCAAUACAUAAUAUGAAUACCAAUUAUGAAAUAUUAUUUCAUCCUCCAUCAACAUCAAAUAAUAUAAAAUGGUAUGUAAGUGAAUUACGAAUUAAUCGACCCUUAAUUUAUCGUACACAAUGGACAAAUGGACAACAACGAAGAAACGAUCGAAAAUUUAGUCAUUCAGUAAAUGAUCUUAAACAAAUUUAUAAUUUUAUAAAUCAUUCACAAAAUGACAAACGUAAAACAUCAAUAAGUAAUACAGAUGAUAUUACAUAUUCGACUUUUUCAUUACAUUAUUUAAAUAAUCGACAAUAUCAACGUCGUCAUCAAUCUGAUGAUAAUAUUCUUCUUAAUAAUCGUUUAUCAUCUAUAGACGAUGAUGAUUUGAAUAAUUUUCAAAGUGAUGAAGAUGAUCAAAAUUUAUCACCAAUAAUCAUUCAAAGAACAUUAGAUCGAUCACUUGGUAAAGAUGAUACAUUAAUUAGAAAUGAAUCCGUUAAAAAGAAAUUAUUUGAUAUAUUAAAUGAUGAUGAACUUGAAAAUGCAUGUCUUGAAGAUAUGAGUCAAGAAUUUGAAAAAUUGUCUCUUACUCAUAAUCAUCAUCGUCGUGAUCUUCCAAUAAUUAAUUCAUUUUCAUCAUCAUCUGAUGAUAUUUUUCUCUAUUCAUCAUCUCCAAAUGAAUUUCAUUUACCAUUUCCAUCAGUUCCACCACUUUCAUCUUCUUACAAUGAAAAUCUUUCAGCAAAUAUAAAUAAUUCUACAGAACAUUAUUUCAGUCGAUCACGUUUAAUUACUACAAGUCUCGAUAAAAUUCCAAUCAAUCAUAAUGCAUAUGAUCACAAACCUUCACCAUAUCAUUCACGUUCAUCGUAUGAAAAAACUCUACCCUCAUGGUCUACAUCACCAUUACCACAAUGGCGUACAGAUGAUCAACUAUCGAUGGUAUCUGUACUAAACAAACAUUCGUCUAAAACUGAUGAUUAUCUAAAUGGUAUCGACAUUAUUGACCCUAAUCGAUUAUUAAGAACAAAAGUUACUGAGUAUGGCGUUAAAGGGAAUAAAUAUAUAGAAAAGUAUAAUAAUAAUAAUAAUAAUAAUAAUAAUCAUCAUCAUCAUCAUCGUCGAAAAGAGCAAAACCAUGUAAGCUAUUCAUUAUUGAAUGCAUCGACACCAUUAGUUGAUGAUUCUACGACAAUUCUUCCUAUUAUUCAAGAUAAAUCAUCGAAUAUUAUUAUGUUUAUUUAG
Rotaria sp. Silwood2 is the source of this 2034-nucleotide messenger RNA. Lineage: Eukaryota; Metazoa; Rotifera; Eurotatoria; Philodinida; Philodinidae. The record is from the annotation of a GenBank genome assembly.